CUUUUGAUAGCGCAGUUGACCAUCUCGUUGGUUAUGGUCAUAUAUUGCUACAACACUUCAUACAAGGUUAUGUCAUUGUUGAAAAACAUACAUAAGUUUAAAGUCUACCUGAUCUACGCGUUGAUCCUAUUACAAGCGUAUUGCAUGAAACUACACUACACUAGUGGGUUCCGCUUGGUCACUUGGUUGCUCCGCGACCAGCACUGGGGCAGGACGGCCCCCGUGUCUCGAGUGUGGCUUCUCAGUGGAACAUUGCUUGCUGCUAAUGGACUACUAAUACAUGCUGCCUGUAAGACAACUCUCAAGGCUCUAAUGAAAGAGUUAUCGUCAACUCUGCGCUUUGGCAUGUCUCAGUAUCUCACUGAGCCAACAUGGAAACGAUUUAUCGACACGAUGCAGAUAGAGCUGAACUGCUGUGGCGCGGACCAUCCAAACGACUGGCACGAAAUUCCCUGGAUGAACAUCGAUUUCCUGAACGAGGAUGAAGACAUUGUUAUGAAGUUAUCGGGAAUUGACGGUAAAGUGUUGCUCCCCGCCUCUCCCUAUUCGUGUUGUUCGCCACACGUCUUGACCGCCUGCUUUCACGAUCCCUUACAGCAAAGGUACGGCGAGGACGCAGACGCGGCGCGGUCGCUCCAGAAGCGCGGCUGCGUGCGCGCCGCGGAGGCGCCGCUCGUGCGUGUGUCGCUCGCUGUACACGCGCUAGUUGGCCUCGCUGUUCUUCUACAGGUAGUUAUUGUUCUACUGACGCUGUUGAUACGUAGCACGCAGCAACAACCGGAGGAAGUGGAGUCGAGCGCGAGCGAUCAACGCCGCGAACAGCGCACUCGCAGUUUUCCUUACCUCUCGUAGUAGUAAGGUUGUUUGAUUAUGUAAUUUAAUAAAUGUUUACUGAUA
Molecule: messenger RNA, 897 nt
Organism: Melitaea cinxia (Glanville fritillary)
Lineage: Eukaryota; Metazoa; Arthropoda; Insecta; Lepidoptera; Nymphalidae
Product: RDS/peripherin-like protein xRDS35
Exons: 8
Coding region: 34-852 (272 amino acids)
Cellular component (GO): membrane
Source: RefSeq, a predicted model, not a curated record